Messenger RNA from Radiomyces spectabilis, 1755 nucleotides. RefSeq names its product Pre-mRNA splicing factor PRP21 like protein-domain-containing protein. Gene Ontology annotation, biological process: mRNA cis splicing, via spliceosome; regulation of alternative mRNA splicing, via spliceosome. The transcript is spliced from 7 exons. The record is from RefSeq and is a predicted model, not a curated record. The coding region runs from base 1 to 1755 and encodes 584 amino acids. Gene Ontology annotation, molecular function: RNA binding; protein binding. Lineage: Eukaryota; Fungi; Mucoromycota; Mucoromycetes; Mucorales; Radiomycetaceae. Gene Ontology annotation, cellular component: U2 snRNP; U2-type prespliceosome; catalytic step 2 spliceosome.
AUGCAUAUUAUCAAUAUAAACUCAACGAAGCAAGAGAAGGAAAACGCACCCAAGGAAGCCGAGCCUUUCGAGUUUUCCGCCCCCAUGCCGGCCAUGUCGGCUCAGGAUCUGGAUAUCAUGAAACUCACCGCUCAAUUCGCUGCACGCAAUGGACGACAGUUCAUUACCCAACUUGCUCAACGAGAAUCCCGCAAUUACCAGUUUGAUUUCCUUAGACCGUCUCACAGCUUAUUUCCCUACUUCACCGAACUUGUCAAACAAUAUACAAAGGUGCUGGUGCCACCUAAAGACUUGAAGGACCGAUUGAGAAAGAACAUUGAGAACAAAUACCGAAUACUUGAUAGAGUCAAGGAACGAGCCGAAUGGGUCGUUUGGUUGGAAGCAGAGAGAAAGAAAAAAGAAAGCGAAGACGAGAAAGAACGAAUCGCUUAUGCUAGCAUUGAUUGGCAUGAUUUCGUUAUUGUGGAAACGGUGGAAUUCACUGAAGCCGAUGAGCAAACCGAUCUUCCUCCGCCCAUGAGUUUAUCCGAGUUGGAGAACAUGUCACUUGCUCAGAAACGAUUUGCAGCGAUGCCCGAGCCCACCGCCGAAGAAGAAGCAGCGGAAGAUGUUGAAAUGGAUAUGGAUGAUAGUGAUGAAGAACAGGAAGGCAAAGCAGACGCCGCUCCGGCUGUUCCUGUGGCUCCUGACAUGAAUGCACCCAUCAAGAUCCGAACCAACUAUAAACCAAAGAUCAUUGGCGCUACCCCGGCCAAGGUGGAUGAACCGACGCAAAUCUGUCCCCGUUGUGGUGAAGCGAUCCCCGUAUCGGAAAUGGACGAGCAUAUGCGUAUUGAAUUGCUGGAUCCCAAGUGGAAGGAACAGAAACAAGCCAUGGAGGCCAAGAAGAAGGACUCCAACUUAUUGCAGGAAGGUACCGAUGUGGCCAAGAUCCUCAAGAAUUUCUCGGGCUAUCGUUCGGAUAUCUUUGGCUCGGAAGAAACCGAAAUUGGUAAAAAGAUCAAAGCUGCCGAAGAAGAAGCAAAGAGACGCGACAAGGUUAUUUGGGAUGGUCAUACCGCUACCAAGACCCUCGCCACUCAACGCGCUGCUCAAAACAUGAUUGACUCUCAAAUUGCCGCCAUCCACAGCAAAAAUACCACCGCCACAGAUGAAUCGUUUGGACCGAGGAUGCCGGGUCAGAUGGAAUCACCUACGGCGUAUGCGUCACCGACACCUCACGGUCCUCCACAUGGUCAAUACUAUGGUGCUCCUCAGCCUGUAGGCGGAUCGAUGCCGCCGCCGCCGCCUUUUGCUAACCAAUUACCUGAUAUGUAUAAUCAGGGCAUGGGAAUGCCCAUGCCUGCACCACCCACUCCUAUGGCACCUCCGGCGGACUUAACCCGUAAAGCGGAACAAGAACCUGAAGGACAAAUGGAAGCCAAGAAGCCGCGAUUGGAUUCCAGCACACCUACCGAAGGUGACUGGGCUAACCAGGAACCCACUACUGUGAGUCUGACAAUUCAAACUCCCAAUAUGCCGGAUAAGCCCGAGUGGCAGUUGACAGGAGCCAGUAUCACCAUUGCCGACCUUCCUCUGUCUACGUUGGUCUCUACGGUGAAGGAUCGUAUUUCAUCGCAACUGGGAAUGCCUGCAGGCAAACAAAAGUUGUCGCUCAACAACACCAUCAUGAAUAACGGUAAAAGCUUGUCUUUCUAUGGUGUCGUCGAUGGCAGCACAUUGCAACUAGGAUUAAAGGAUAGAGGCAAGAAAUAA